AUGGCUACCACAACACAUCCAUCGACGAACGACGAAAGUGGAAAUGACGCUGACGACAGCGAAGAAUAUGAUGACGAAGGGAAUGAUGAUGCCAUACAGAAUAUUUAUCUACACAUUUGCAACGAGGAAGGUCGGGAGUUCACCGGAGUCACUACAUUUCAUGGAAUGAUUCGACUUUUCACAUCAAGAACGUGGACGUCGUUGAUAUUUUGGGUUCUGGUCUUAUCGACUUGUUUAGUAUUUUUUAUGAUAUUUAGUGGAUAUAUUUUGUCUAGUUACGCAAAAGCAGCUACUUUUAUGCGCCGAUAUUCUGAAGCGUAUAGCGUUGAACAAGUUUCAUUAUUAAUAUGUGGAUCUCCAAUGAUCCUCGAUACUCAUGAAAUUCGCACAAUUCCCACGUUCUCCACAUUGUACAGAAAGGAGACCUGUUUAGAAUUAAAUACUAACACUUCCAGAAACCGAUUGAUUAUCGAUAUUAGGGGAGAUUUGUCAUCAUCUGAAGUGUAUUUAUCGAUUUCUGCGCCUGCUGUUGAUUCUGGGCAAAUUACCCGCUUGAAUACUACUCGCGCUCACUGCGUAGCUGACCCAUCGGAUUUGAAGUGGAUUCAAAAAGCUCGGCAAUUUCUUCCGGACGACAAAACUUACACAGUUAAGUUAUGCGAACGCAUGAGAAUUAUGGAAUGGUCCCUCAGGGAAAGACAGUGCGUUGCAGGCGACCUCAGUAGCCAAGAUGAGGUACCAAAGUGUGAAAGUGGUUCUUUGGUGCCGUCCGGAGAAUUGUACAAAGAAUUUUUAUGUCACCCUCCUUGCAACGAAAUGGAAUGGCAAAUCACCUCAUCAUACUCACGAUUGCGUUCUGCAACAAAGAUCUCUAUUGAGUUCAGCCGAACAAAAGAUGUACUGAUAGAAGUCCGAAAAAUGGCUGUCACUGAUGUUUUAUCAUCGAUCGGUGGAGGUACUUCACUGUUUCUUGGAUGCAGUUGUGUAACAUUAAUGGAAACGUUCAUCUUUUUGCUUAAACUUGUUCUUCAAUCCAUACAUAAUGAUGUUUAUAAUGGAGUUAAUGUUAAAGAUGGUGAUGGCGUUCAAAGUAGUGUGGAGGCAAAGGCAUCAAAUGUGAAGCUGAUUUUAAACACUAGCGGAUUCGACGUGAAGGAGGUGGAAGAUGUUAUCGCCGACCCCACAAGCAUGCAAUCUCCACCACGAAAAUCGAUCCAUUGUGCUAGAGUCCUGAAAUCUGAAGAGAUCGAUGAAAAUAAUGCUCGUAAACGUCUGUAUAGGCCACACCCGCCUUCUCUGUCGGAGCUAAAAACCAGCAAUACAUUCAAUGAACUCAACACUCAUAAUAUUGAACGGUCAUUGAAGAACCUCCCAUUAAGUCAGAGACUAACAUUUGAUGGAUCAAUGGAUAGGCGUCGCCUAAGAAGACAGAGUGCCAUAGAGAUCUCUGACGAGAAGCUUGAUCAGUACCUCAGUGAACCGUCGAACACACAGUCGUUCUAUGAUGACUUCAGCAGAAAACAUCCUGCUAGAGUAAAGGUACGCCGUAUAUCGAGUGUGACAUCACGAGGAUCAGCGACAAGUUCACAUACAAAUGUCCAUCUUGUUGAACAUCCACGUCGUCGAAGUCAGAUCUACAACAAAUUUAUGGCGAUGAAUGAUUUUUGA
This is a messenger RNA of Necator americanus (New World hookworm), 1668 nucleotides long. RefSeq lists its product as uncharacterized. Gene Ontology annotation, biological process: sodium ion transmembrane transport. The coding region runs from base 1 to 1668 and encodes 555 amino acids. NCBI's taxonomy places the organism in Eukaryota, Metazoa, Nematoda, Chromadorea, Rhabditida, Ancylostomatidae. The record is from RefSeq and is a predicted model, not a curated record. Gene Ontology annotation, cellular component: plasma membrane. The transcript has 18 exons. Gene Ontology annotation, molecular function: ligand-gated sodium channel activity.